ACGUUCAGUCAUCAGUCGCUCAGUUCUCACUGCAAUAGCAACACCUACCUUUUGUUCUGCCAACAAACCAGCAAUCUCAUCAUGAACUUCAACAAGGUCUUCGUCUUCGUGGCCCUUAUCCUGGCCAUCACUUUGGGACAUUCGGAGGCGGGCUGGCUAAAGAAGCUGGGAAAGAGAAUCGAACGCAUUGGCCAGCACACUCGAGAUGCCACCAUCCAGGUCGUCGGAAUCGCUCAACAAGCCGCCAAUGUAGCAGCCACCGCUCGGGGUUGAGAACAAAUAUUGAUAACACUCAACCUGCUACAUACCUGCCUGAUAAUAUUAUUUAUUUAAUUUCAUUAACAUUUACCUUUAAAUUAAAAUAAACAAACUUGUAUUUUGAAGCAAACAAUGUAUUUGUAAAACAUUUGUAAAAACUCAAAGAUAAAUAAAUGCCAAACUAAAAAAAAACAA
Drosophila gunungcola (fruit fly) is the source of this 453-nucleotide messenger RNA. RefSeq names its product cecropin-C. The transcript has 2 exons. The record is from RefSeq and is a predicted model, not a curated record. Gene Ontology annotation, biological process: antibacterial humoral response; defense response to Gram-positive bacterium; defense response to Gram-negative bacterium. Gene Ontology annotation, cellular component: extracellular region. NCBI's taxonomy places the organism in Eukaryota, Metazoa, Arthropoda, Insecta, Diptera, Drosophilidae. The coding region runs from base 82 to 273 and encodes 63 amino acids.